AUGGCGAUUCGUUCCUUAGCGAGUAGAAAAACCCUAUCGGGCCUUAAACAGACAUCUUCGAGGCUUCUUGGUUUCCGAUCAAUCCAAACCUUCACGCUUCCUGAUCUCCCCUAUGAUUACAGCGCCUUGGAGCCGGCGAUAAGCGGCGAGAUUAUGCAGAUCCAUCACCAGAAACAUCACCAGGCUUAUGUAACUAAUUACAACAAUGCCCUCGAGCAGUUGGAUCAGGCUGUGAGCAAGGGAGACGCUUCUGCUGUCGUUAAGUUGCAGAGCGCCAUCAAGUUCAACGGUGGAGGUCAUGUGAAUCACUCGAUUUUCUGGAAGAAUCUUGCUCCUGUGAAGGAAGGUGGUGGAGAGCCACCAAAGGGAGCUCUUGGCGGAGCUAUUGACACUCACUUUGGCUCUCUUGAAGGUUUGGUGAAGAAGAUGAGUGCUGAAGGUGCUGCUUUGCAAGGCUCAGGAUGGGUGUGGCUCGGUUUAGACAAAGAGCUUAAGAAGCUUGUGGUUGACACAACCGCCAAUCAGGAUCCACUUGUGACAAAAGGAGGAAGCUUGGUUCCUUUGGUGGGUAUUGAUGUGUGGGAGCACGCCUACUAUUUGCAGUACAAGAAUGUGAGGCCGGAGUAUCUGAAGAAUGUGUGGAAAGUGAUCAACUGGAAAUACGCAAGCGAAGUUUAUGAGAAGGAAUGCAAGUGA
Molecule: messenger RNA, 696 nt
Organism: Eruca vesicaria subsp. sativa (arugula)
Lineage: Eukaryota; Viridiplantae; Streptophyta; Magnoliopsida; Brassicales; Brassicaceae
Source: the annotation of a GenBank genome assembly